Closterium sp. Naga37s-1 is the source of this 10725-nucleotide messenger RNA. The record is from the annotation of a GenBank genome assembly. NCBI's taxonomy places the organism in Eukaryota, Viridiplantae, Streptophyta, Zygnematophyceae, Desmidiales, Closteriaceae.
AUGGCCUCACAGCCGCGGUCCUUCCUUUCCGCCGCGCCUCCGCUCAUCCCCGCCUCUCCGCCUCCCCCGCAGUUACCAUACACCCCUCCCCCGGCUGCUCCCUCCCCCCCGCCUCCCGCCAACUUUGCGCCACGCCCGCUUUCCGCCCCUCACCCAUUCUCCGCCCCGCCGUAUCCGCUCUCCGUUCCGCCGCAUCCGCUGCCCGUCUCCACGCGCAAGCCUGCAGCGAAAUGGGUCCGCCAGUGCAACUGCCUCUCCAUGCCCGGAUCCUUCUGUCCCUUCCCGCCCCAUUUACUGCCCUUUCCCCCUCCCCUUUCUCCCCUUCUCCCCCCCUCUCUCCCCCCUCCCCUUCCACGUAUUCCCAUCCCCCCAGAGGCGCCAGACCCCCCUCCUGCCAGCGCGCCCAGGUCCGCCUCGCCCUUCCAGCUGCACAUGCCACACCUGCGCCCCUUCCCCCCGCCCCCUUUCCCCCCUGCUUCCUCCGCCACCCCUCCCCCUACCUCCGCCUCAUCCUCCCGCGCGCCAGGCCCCUUCCCCGGCUUCCCCCAAUCGCCUGCCAACGCUACCCCUCGUGGUGCCACGUGGCAGGGCGCGAGUGGCGCUGCUGGUGCCUCUGGUGGGGCUGCAACGCCAGCAGGAGCAGCAGCAGCAGCAGGAGCAGCGUUGAGAACGCCCUCUCCUCUCGCCCCUGUCGCCGCCCCCACCUCUCUCUCGGGCGGCGGACCGACCAUCUUCCGCCUCUCCCUGCCCUCCGCCGCCCACCUCUCGCCCUCUGCUGCCGCCCUUGCCGCCCGCGGCGGCAUGCCAUCGGGCAGCCCGUCAGGAAUGGCGGGCGGCGGGGCAGCAGGUGGGGCAAGUGGGGGCCAAUCAGGGCCGCCCCAUGACACGCGCUCGCACUCUCCAGCCAUCCCACAAGGGCCGGGGCAGGGGGGCCACAUGCAGGGGCAGGGACAGGGUCUAGGGCUGGGGCAGGGUUUUGGGUUGGGACAGGGGUUAGGGCUAGGGCUGGGGCUGGGGCAGGGAAUGCAAAACCAGGGGGCAGUGGCGCAGGGGAAUGCAGGCGGCUCUCUGCCUUUCCCAGGGGGAAUGCAAGCGGGGCAGGGGCAAGGGGGAAUGCCUGGGGGGCACGCACAUGCAGCAGCAGGGGGGCCGAUGCCGGGGCUGGCGAUGCUGCAGCUGCCCGCUGCCGCCCAUGGCAGCAUGGCGGGUGGCAUGGGCGCACUACCAGGGGGCGGGGGAGGCGGAGGCGCAGGGGGAGCAGCAGGUGGAGGGGCAGGGGGAGGGGGGAGUGCGAGCAUGCAGAUGAGCGGAGGGGGAACAGUGGUAGGGGAGGCGGGGAGGGGAGGAGGGGGGUCGUGGGGUGGAAUGGGCGCAGCAGCAACGGCGGGAGUGGCCCCUGCAGGUUCCCCAGCAGCAGCAGCAGGUGCUGCGAGCUCAAACGCCAUUCCUGGUGCAAGUGGGUUGGGCGGCAUGCAGAGCGGUGCAGGUGGUGUGCAGAGUGGUGCUGCAGGUGCAGCAGGGGCAGCAGGGGGGGAGGAGCAGGCGGCAGCAGCAAGCGGGGGAGGCAGCAGCAUAGGAAUAGGCCUUGGCUUUGGUCUCUCUGCUGCUGGCACCUCUGCUGGUGCUGCUGGUGCUGGUGGGGGGGUUGGUGGGCCGUUGGGUGGAGGGCCGUUUGUGUGCGGUGUGGAUGGGUGCGGAAAGGCGUUUCUGGAUGCAGGGGGGUUGAGGAAGCACUCGAACGUGCAUGGGGAGAGGCAGUUCGUGUGCCACUAUGAGGGCUGCGGCAAGCGGUUUGUGGACAGCAGCAAGCUGAAGCGCCACUUCCUCAUCCACACGGGCGAGAAGCGCUUCUUCUGCCCCUAUGAGGGGUGCGGCAAGGCAUUCUCGCUGGAUUUCAACCGCCGUUCUCACAUGCGCACGCACACGGGGGAGAACUACCACACGUGCCCCAUCCUUGAGUGUGGCAAGCGCUUUGCACAUGAGAACAAGCUGCGCAUGCACCUGGCGUCGGCACAUGGCGAUAAACAGCAGCAGCAGCGGUCUGCAGCGCGCGAGGGAUCAGAUGGGUCGCAAGACGAAGGUGCGGGGAGGGCGGAGAGGGAGGGGCGGAAGGAGGGGGAUGGGCAAGGGAGAAAGAGUGAGGGGGGCAGUGCAGGGAGCAAGGAAAAGGGUGGGCGAGGGAGGAGGAAGCGAGAGGAGGAGGGGGUGGCAGGAGACGGGAGUGAGAGGGGAGGAGAUGAAGAGAGGGAAGAAGUACAACAGGGAGGGAAACGGAGGCGAGAUGAAAUAGAGGAGGGGAGUGAGGGGGAGAGUGAGGAGGGGAGGGAGAAAGCGAGUGAGAAAGGGAGGGGGUCAGAGAGUUGGGGUCAGGGUGGGGAGGAGGGAACUGAGGGUGAGAGAAGGGGAUUUGGGGAAGGGGCAGAGGGGGAUGGGGAGGGCGACGAGGUGGGGGAUGGGGAGGGGGAGGGGGAGAGUGAGGAUGGGGAGGAGAGGAGGAGUGUGGGUGAUGGAUCGCAAAAGGGAAUGGCGACAAAGCGAGGGCGAUUCCUGAAUUCCAUUUCAGAGUCAGGAGAGGGAGGCGGGGUGAGGGAACCCUGGGGUAAGGGCAGCGGGAGGGGGAGGGGGAGGGGGCGGGGCAGGGGUCGUGGAAGGGGGAGGGGGAGAGGGCGGAGAGGGGAGGAGGCAGGAGGGGAGGCAGGAGAGGGGGACGUGGCAGAGAGCUAUAGAGGGAGAGGAAGGGGAAGGGGGAGAGGCAGAGGCAGGGGAGUGGGGAGGGGCAGAGGGAGAGGGAGAGGGAGGGGGAGAGGGGUAGGUGGGUCAACAAGGGAAUGGAGUGAUGCUGAGAAUGCCCGUGGCACUGGCGGGUAUGGUGGGGGUGCGGGUGGUUAUGGGGGUGAGCUUGGAGCAGAGGAGGAUGGGGAAGGCAUGGAGAGGGAGAGUGAGCAGGGUGAUUAUAACGAGGGGGAGGAGGUCACUGGGGCGAGUGACUUAGGCGAGGGGGAAGGGGAGGAGGAAGGGGAGGGCGCGCUGUAUGAUGAAAUGGGGAGUGAGGAGGAGGGGGCGGAUGAUGGGGGCAUGGGCAGUGAUGCGCUGGAUGCUGGUGCUGAGAGUGAUGGGUUCGGGGAGGACAUGGGGGGUGGGGAUUCAAUGGGGGAGGGUGGUGGCAUGGAGGGGUACGGUGGAGAAGAGGAGGAGGAUGAGGGAGGGGAGGAGGCGUGGCGGGAGGAAUUGGGAGGCGAGGAGGGAGAGGGAGGGGGAGGAGUGGAGGGAGGGAAGGGAGGAAAGGGUGCAGGGGUGAAGAAGGGUCCGGGAGGGCAGGAGGAGCAGGAGGAGGUGCGGCCGAAGAGGCGGCGGCGGCGGCGCAAGCUGGAGGAGUCGGAGCGCGUGUUUGCGUGCGGGGAGGCGGGGUGCAGCAAGCGGUACUUCCACGACUACAAGCUGCGCCUCCACCUCAAACACUUCCACGGCGUGGCGCUCGCUGAUGAGCCGCCUGUUGCUGCUCAUGGUGCUGCUGCUGGUGAAGGUGGUGGUGGUGGAGGGGAAGGGGGAGGUGUGGGGAGGGAAAGAGGAAGGGGUAGACGAGGAGGGAGAGGCGUGGGGAGGGGAGUGGGGAGGGGAGAGAGAGGUGGUGGGAGAGGUGGCAAGGGUGUGUCAGGGUAUGGUGAUGAGGAGGAGUUUGAUGGUGCAGGGAGUGCGAGGGGUGGGUAUGGGGAGAGUGUGAAUGAGGAGGGGUAUGAGGAUGACGAUGGGAAUGAUGACUAUUCCAGGGGUGACUAUAACGAGGAGUACAGUGAAUAUGGAAGGGAGGAAGAUGGUGAGGAAGACGAGGAUGCUUAUAUGGAGGAUGUGCCGUUGGGGCAACGCCGGCCUCAUUCUCUCUCCUCCUCCUCUGCGCCUUCCUUGGAAGCUAAGGGAAUGGGUGCUGCUGGGGGGUAUGUGGAGGAUGAGGGGGACUAUCAGGAGGAGGAAUUUGAGGAGGAAGGGUUUUAUGACGAGGAUGAUGAGGAUGGUGGUGGUGAUGAGAGGCGAUACUCACGGCUGAAGCGAUCUCAACAACACCACUUUUGGCUACUCGCGCACUUUAACGCACAUUCUAGUCCCGAAAUAACUUAUUCUGCUGCCGCACACUCACCCCCCAAAAUGGCGGGGUACAAGCGCACCAUACCCCACUUUGAAACGGGUAACUACAAAUCGCCGGGGGUGUUCCUGGCGGACGCGGAGUACGGGCGCGCGCUGGACUGCCUGGUCAAGGCGUGCGCGGACUUCUUCAUCCUCGAUACAGACAGCUCCGAGAACUGCAGAGUACUGCUGGGGAAGCGCAAGGUGGAGCCGCAGCCCGACUGGUGGUUCAUGGGGGGGCGCAUGCGGCCGGGGGAGAAGCCAGAGGACAGCGUGGUGCGCCUGCUGAGCCGAGAGCUGGGCGUCACGGUGGAGCCCGGUGCAGUGCGGUUCCUGAGCGUGCACUCGUACUGGUGGUAUCGGCGCGUGCAGGCGCCUGUGGAGAACGGCACGUGUGACAUCAGCGGAGUGUUCACGGUGGCGAUUGGGGCUGACCAGGCAGCUGCUAUCAAACUGGACGAGGAGGAGUACAGUGAUUCCAAGUGGGUGAGCAUAGCGGACAUCAUCGACGGGGAGCACUACCACCCCGCCCUGCGCCAGUCAGCCAGGGAUCUCAAGGCACGGUUUGCCUGGGAGCGUCUGGAGAGCCUAGUGAAGGGCGGUGCCGGAACAGAUGCAGAGAUAGCAGAAGCUGCCAGGAAAUUGGUUGAUAUUUUCCUCGCGAUCACAGAGAACCCCAUUCCCGUCGCCAUUCCUCUCACCCCUCUCAUCGCCCACUAUGCUAUCCUCGAGUUCGCCAAAUCGCCCACCCGUCUCCCUUUCCGUCGCGCGUCACGUCGCCAUCUCGUCGCCCGUCCCGUCGCCCUCUUCGUCGCCCUCUCUCCCCUCCUCUCCUCCCGUCGGCCUCUCUCUCGCCCCUCCCUACCGAUCGCCCUCCCGUCGCUCGCCCCGUCGCGCUCUCUCUCUCCGCUCCCUUCCCGUCGCCCUCUCUCUCGCCCCUCCCUUCCCGUCGCGCUCUCUCUCUCCGCGCCCUUCCCGUCGCCCUCUCUCUCGCCCCUCCCUUCCCAUCGCUCUCUCUCUCUCCGUUCCGCCCUCUCUCUCGCUCCUCCUUCGAAUCGCGCUCUCUCUCCGCUCCCUUCCCGUCGGCCUCUCUCUCCGCUCCCUUCCCGUCGCGCUCUCUCUCUCCGCUCCCUUCCCGUCGCCCUCUCUCUCGCCCCUCCCUUCCCGUCGCGCUCUCUCUCUCCGCUCCCUUCCCGUCGCCCUCUCUCUCGCCCCUCCCUUCCCGUCGCGCUCUCUCUCUCCGCUCCCUUCCCAUCGCCCUCUCUCUCGCCCCUCCCUUCCCGUCGCGAUCUCUCUCUCCGCUCCCUUCCCGUCGCCCUCUCUCUCGCCCCUCCUACCCGUCGCGCUCUCUCUCUCCGCGCCCUUCCCGUCGCCCUCUCUCUCGCCCCUCCCUUCCCAUCGCGUUCUCUCUCUCCGCUCCGCCCUCUCUCUCGCUCCUCCCUUCGAAUCGCGCUCUCUCUCCGCUCCCUUCCCGUCGCGCUCUCUCUCUCCGCUCCCUUCCCAUUGCCCUCUCUCUUUCUGCUCCCUUCCCAUCCUCCCUUCUCGCUCGCCUCGAAUAGCCCUCCCGGCGACCUUCGACUCUCCCAUCACGUAUGCCCUCCUUUCUCCGUCGCCUCUCUCGUUCUCCCUCUGCUAUCGCGUCAGCGUGACCCUUUCCGUACUCUGUUAUUGUGUUUGGUUUGUUUGUUUUUUCUGUCUUUCCAUCUAUUCUCGACACCCUCUCUCCCGCCGCCUAUCCUCUCUCCCGUCGCCCUCCCGUUUCCCGUCGCCCUCCCGUUUCCCGCCCCCCUCCCGUUUCCCGUCGCCCUCCCUUUUCCCGUCGGCCUCACGUUUCCCGUCGCCCUCGCGUUUCCCGUCGCCCUCCGGUUUCCCGUCGCCCUCCCGUUUCCCGUCGCCCUCCCUUCUUCCGUCACCCUCCCUUUUCCCGUCGCCCUCGCGUUUCCCGCCCUCCCGUUUCCCGUCGCCCUCCCGUUUUCCGUCGCCCUCCCGUUUCCCGUCGCCCUCCCGUUUCCCGUCGCCCUCGCGUUUCCCGUCGCCCUCCCGUUUCCCGUCGCCCUCCCGUUUCCCGUCGCCCCCCUUCUUCCGUCGCCCUCCCGUUUCCUACGCCCUCCCUUCCCGUCGCCCUCCCGUUUCCUGUCGCCCUCCCUCUUUCCCUUCAUUCGCGCCUCAAGAACCCUCUGCGAUUGGCGGCUGCAACUACUCCUGCUCUUCCCUGUGACAGCAGUCGCCAUGCCGGGCGACAUUCCUGUCGGCAAACACGAUCCUGCGGCGGCGGACCCCGCGGCAUGGGCGCAGCUGCAGCAGCUCCCCCCGUCCGACCGCCUGCACACGGCGGUGCUCCCCAAGGGCGGAAGCACGCUGGGCGCGGGCGCGCUGGCGGACGGCGGAAAGGAAGGGGAGGCGGGGCUGGCGCAAGUGGACUUGCGCGCGCUGAGCCACGCGCAGCGGGAGCGGCUGGUGGAGCGCGCGCUGGAGACGCUCGACCAGGACAACGAGGCGUUCCUUACGAAGCUUAAAGCCCGCCUCGACCGCGUGGGGCUGGCCGUGCCGGCGGUGGAGGUGCGCUUCGAGGACGUGCACGUCGAGGCGGGCGUGUAUGUCGGCACGCGCGCGCUGCCCACGCUCCUCAACUUCACGCGCAACUCGCUCGCCGCGGCGCUGCGGUCGCUGCGCGUGGUGCCGGACUCGCGCCGCCCGUAUCCGAUCCUGCACGGGUGCUCGGGCGUGUUGCGGCCGGGCCGCAUGACGCUGCUGCUGGGGCCGCCAGGCUCCGGCAAGUCCACUCUCAUGCAGGCGCUCGCGGGCUGCCAUGACAAGUCGCUCAAGGUAUCUGGCAGCGUGACCUAUAACGGGCAUGCUCUUAACGAGUUCGUACCGGAGCGCACGGCAGUGUACGUGCCGCAGAACGACGAGCACAUCGGCGAGAUGACCGUCCGAGAGACCCUCGACUUCUCCGCGCGCCUGCAGGGCCCGGGGCUCAGGAAAGACCUAGUGGCGGAGCUGGAGAAGCGCGAGGCGGAGCAGGGCAUCGUGCCGGAUCCCACUAUGGACGCCAUCAUGAAGGCGAUGGCGCUGGAGGGCAAUCCCACCAACGUCAUCACGGACUAUGUGCUCAAGAUCCUCGGGCUGGACAUCUGUGCAGACACAGUGGUGGGAAACGACAUGCUGCGCGGCAUCUCAGGCGGGCAGAAGAAGCGAGUCACCACAGGCGUGUCUCUAGUCGGCCCCAAGCAAGUGCUGCUGAUGGACGAGAUCAGCACGGGGCUCGACUCGUCCACCACCUUCCUCAUCACGCGCUGCCUGCGCCACCUCACGCACCUCCACUCCGCCACCACGCUCGUCGCGCUGCUCCAGCCCGCCCCCGAGACCUACGAGCUCUUUGACGACGUGCUGCUGCUCUCCGAGGGCCACGUCGUCUUCCACGGGCCCCGAGAGCAGGUCGUGCCGUUUUUCAACCAGCUCGGCUUUGAGUGUCCCGAGAGGAAGGGCGAGGCGGAUUUCCUGCAGGAGGUGACUUCUAUGAAGGACCAGGGGCAGUACUGGAAGGGGGGAGUGGGCGGCGGCAGUCAGCCGUAUCACUAUGUGCCGGCGCAGGCGUUUGAGGCGGCGUUCAAGGAGACGCAGAUCGGCAAGGCCACUGCUGCCCACCUCUCGGUGCCCUACCCAAAAGAAAAGAGCCCCCCAGGCGCACUCGCCCACCAGCGCAACGCGCUGCCCACCUCGGAGAUGUUCCGCGCGGUCUUCGAGCGCGAGUGGCUCCUCAUGAAGCGCAACGCCUUCCUCUACGUGGCGCAGACCAUCCAGAUCAUCCUCAUCGCGCUCGUCACCAUGACCGUCUUCUUCCGCACCACGCUCACCGUCUCCCUGCAAGACGGCAACUACUACCUCGGCGCCAUGUUCUUCGGCCUCAUCAUGAUGCUCUUCAACGGCUUCACCGAGCUCACGCUGCUCGUGAUGCGCCUGCCCAUCUUCUACCGGCAGAGGGACGCGUUUCUCUACCCGGCGUGGGCGUGGGAGGUGCCCAUGGAGCUGCUCUCGCUGCCCUUCUCUGGUUGGGCUUCCAUCAUCUGGACGGCUGUCACCUACUACGUCAUCGGCUUCGCUCCUGAACCGGGCAGGUUCUUGAUGCAGAUGUUGCUCUUCUUCCUCAUCCACCAAGUCGCCAUGUCCCUAUUCCGUCUCAUCGGAGCGCUGGGGCGCAGCAUGGUGGUCUCCAACACCUUCGGCUCAUUCGCUCUCAUCCUGCUCUUCCUGCUCGGAGGCUUCGUCCUCGCUAAGGCCGACAUCAGCAACGUGUGGAUCUGGGCGUACUGGAUCUCGCCUCUCAUGUACGGCCAGAACGCCCUCGCUGUCAACGAGUUCCUCGCCCCCCGCUGGAACGUUUCCGCAGGCCCCCUCUUCCCCCCCACAACCACCAUGGGGCAGGUGCUGCUGGAGAGCCGCUCGCUGGCCAUGGAUGACAAUUGGCGCGGCAUCGGUGUGGCGGCGCUCAUCGGCUUCAUCAUUCUUUUCAAUGUCCUCACCAUCCUCGCCCUCGCCUACCUCGAUCCGUGGGGCCGUCCCCAGCCGGUGGUGUCGGAGGAGCAGUUGGAGACGAAGCACGCCGCCCGCACGGGCGAGGUGCUGGGCUUGGCUGGCGGCAGCAGAAAGCGGUCCACACGGCAGGGCAAGGGCACCAGCAGCGCUCUCGACCGCUACUGCACCAGCCACACCGGGUCCAGAGAUGUGGAGUCACAGCCCGAGUCCACGGAGGGCAAGCACGGCAUGGUGCUGCCGUUCGCGCCGCACUCGCUCUCCUUCCACAACGUCAACUACUUCGUCGACAUGCCCGCCGAGAUGCGCGCCGAGGGCGCCCCCCCCGACGCGCGCCUGCAGCUGCUGCGCAACGUGUCGGGCGCCUUCCGCCCCAAAGUGCUGACAGCGCUGGUGGGCGUGUCGGGCGCGGGCAAGACGACGCUGAUGGACGUGCUGGCGGGGAGGAAGACCGGGGGGUACAUCGAGGGGGACGUGCGCGUGUCGGGGUUCCCCAAGGUGCACGAGACGUUUGCACGCGUGGCGGGGUACUGCGAGCAGAGCGACAUUCACACGCCGCAGGUGACGGUGCACGAGAGCCUGCUCUUCUCCGCGUGGCUGCGCCUGCCGGCUGAUGUGGACGUGGAGGUGAGGGAGGAGUUUGUGGAGGAGGUGAUGGAGCUGGUGGAGCUGGAUAGUCUGCGCGACGCCAUGGUGGGGCUGCCGGGGGUCAAUGGGCUCUCCACGGAGCAGCGCAAGCGCCUCACCAUCGCCGUCGAACUCGUCGCCAACCCCUCCAUCAUCUUCCUCGAUGAGCCCACCAGCGGGCUCGAUGCACGGGCGGCGGCCAUUGUGAUGCGCACCGUGCGCAACACCGUCGACACGGGGCGCACCGUGGUGUGCACCAUUCACCAGCCUAGCAUCGACAUCUUUGAGGCCUUUGAUGAGUUGCUGCUGAUGAAGCGGGGAGGCGAGGUGAUAUACAUGGGCCCCUUGGGCACGGACUCGCGGCUGAUGAUAGACUACUUCCAGGCCAUCCCAGGCGUGCCGCCCAUCCGCGCCGGCUACAACCCAGCCACGUGGAUGCUCGACAUCUCCACCCCAGCCAUGGCCGAGAAACUCAACCUAGAUUUUGCCGACAUCUUCCGCAAGUCGGACCAGUUCCGCCGCAACGAGGAGCUCAUCGAGUCGCUCAAGACGCCCCCGGCAGGCCAGCAGGACCUCGCCUUCGCGACGAAAUUCUCCACCAGCUACGUCUCUCAGUUCGUGGCGAAUCUGUGGAAGCGGUCGCGCAUGUACUGGCGGGCGCCGGACUACAACGCCGUCCGCUACUUCUUCUGUGUCAUCAUGGCGCUGCUCAUCGGUGGGGUGUUCUUUGGACUCGGCAAGCAGCGCAGCACGCAGCAGCAGGUGCUGAACGUGAUGGGCGCCAUGUACACGGCCUCGCUCUUCAUGGGGUGGAACAACGCUGCUUCCGUGCAGCCCAUUGUGGCCAUCGAGCGCACCGUCUUCUACCGCGAGCGCGCCGCAGGGCUGUAUGGGGCCGUGCCGUACGCCCUGGCGCAGGGAGCGAUUGAAGUCCCAUAUGUGUUGGUGCAGACGUUCAUCUACUCGCUGAUCACGUACGCGAUGAUCCAGUUUGAGUGGACGGCCGGCAAGUUCUGGUGGUACACGCUCUUCAUGUACCUCACGCUCUUCUACUUCACGUGCUACGGCCUCAUGGCCAUCGCCAUCUCGCCCAACGAGCAGCUCGCCAUGGUCAUCUCGGGCUUCUUCUUCUCCUUCUGGAACCUUCUCUGCGGCUUCCUCAUCACCCGACCUCAAAUCCCGGUGUGGUGGCGGUGGUUCUACUGGAUCAACCCUGUCUCGUGGACCCUCUAUGGCCUCAACGCCUCGCAGCUGGGAGAUGUGACGACGACCCUGCAGGUGCCAGGGGUGACCCCGGACCCAACGGUGCAGGUGUAUCUGGAGCAGGUGUUUGGCUACCAGCACUCGUGGCUCGGCUACGUGGUGCUUGUGAACAUCGGAUUCAUCAUCCUCUUCUUUACCGUCUUCGCUUACGCGCUCAAGAAGCUCAACUUCCAAAACCGUUGA